CUCAGAUUCCACCGAGAUUCCUCCGAUGCUAUGUUCUCUGGAGAUCUUAAAGCUAAGAGAUAUUUCCAUAAUGUGUUCUAGCUGGAAGGGCCGUGUGAAUGUAUGGUAAUGAUUCCGAACAGUUUUGGGUUAGCGAUUGUUGUUUCGGCGUGUUUCUACUCUCAGCUGUGCCACUGUAUCACCGAGUGUGUCGAGGGAUGUUUGUGUAAGUGGAAACAUGGGAAACAAACAGCUGAAUGUGCUGACGCGUUUCUCACGAGUGUUCCUGCUGGCCUGAACAGCGAAACUCAGGUACUAGAUCUUAGUGGGAACUUUUUACAUACUCUCGCUGGCAGGGCUUUCCACUCAGUCAGACUGGUUAAUCUACAGAAAAUAUUUCUAGCUCGGUGUGGCUUAUCAGAAAUUUCGGACGAUGCUUUCUAUCGUGUAUCCAAUUUGAUUGAACUGGAUUUAAGCGAGAAUGACUUGAGCUGGGUACCCACUCUCAAAGACUGUUCACUUCUUCGUCGGUUACAACUUAGUCACAAUCCUAUUCAGCAUUUAUUAAAUAACUCUUUCUCAAGCCUAACUCAACUAACUACUCUGGAGAUGAGCAACUGUCGGAUUCACACUAUUGGGCCUAGCACAUUUAGUGGACUUAAACAUUUGGAAUAUCUUCGCCUUGAUGGAAACAGACUCUCUUACCUCUCGGGCAAAGUUGUUCAACCUCUCCUAACCUUGUACGCCUUAGACCUACAUAAUAAUCCGUGGAUAUGUGACUGUAGAAAUAGUGGCGUGAGGAGAUGGAUGAUAUCCAUGAACGUUCCCUUCUCGAUUCCUCCUCGAUGUCAACAACCGCCCUGGGUCCAGGGUAUAACCUGGGACCUCAUGGAUAUCGAUGACUUUGCCUGUUCUCCCAAGGUAAUUGGAGUGGACACAAAAUCCUCGAUUGUUGAAGGACGAAACGCUACAUUACGCUGUAAAAUAAGAUCUGUUCCAAGUGCAAAAAUCACUUGGCUAUGGCAAGGGAGGAUCAUUAAAAAUCUCUCUUUGAUGUCGUUUGGGCAACAGAUGUAUCUUAUAGAGGAAAGAGGUAAGGACGAGAAGGAGAGCAUUUUAACAAUAAUCAAUGUGAUGAUGAAAGACAGUGGUCGCUACGUGUGUGUGGCAUCAAACCACGCGGGUAACGUGACGGUGAACGUGACAGUUGAAGUUAAUCCUCGAGCUACUGUUGACACAGCAAUAAGUGGAGGCGAGAUUGCAGGAAUUAUAAUUGGUUUGUUUCUAGUGAUCUCCCUCUGUUUUGUUAUGGUCUGUUUCCUUGCUGUGUACCGUAGAAGAAUUCCGUCAGAGGAACGAAAGAGUAUAGGAAUUAAGUUGUAUAAGAAUUUCGAUUCGGUAAAACAAAACCACGUGGAACUUUCAACGUUAAAUAAUGGAGUAGUCGAAGACGAAGAAGCCGGACCAGACAGACAGAAACAGGGGAACAGCGGCUAUUCUUCAGAUGGCACAGCAAGCAUGCCGUCUCAGGCUGACCAUGACGAUGUUAAUAGUUCUUCAACUGGACUCAGUCAGAAGAUAGCCAAUCCGGACUCUGUCCUAACCAGCCUUGUAGACCUGCCAUGCGAUGUUCAGCUCUAUAGUCCGUUAUCAGCACCAGAGCCACGUGAUUCUGACACGUGGAGGUACGCCUUAGGCGAAGACGGAGAUGACAGCUCUUUCUGUGCCAAUGAUGAAGAUCAUUGUGAGAAAAUGUUGUCCUCGUCAAACCCCGACCCUCAACAGACGCACAAUGACAGAACUCUGCCAAAAGAUUAUCUGGGAAGUGAUCAAAACUUAUUGGCGCCAUCUCACAACAGCUUUGCUCAUUACCUUUUUAAGCCAAACUAUUUUCACCUCGACCUGACCUCCGAAGCGCGAGAUUCCCCGGACGAAGGACUCGGAGAUGAACGUGAAUAUGAAACGGAUAUUUUGGAAUAAAUAGAGCUAAUUACGUCUAUUAACUCUUAGUUUGGUGACCGUUUAACCAACUCAACGUUUGACUUAUGGAAUUUUUAAAGAAACGCUGCUUGAGGAUAACUUUUGCUGAGUCACUCCUGCAGGUAAUUUUAAUUACUUCAGAAAAUCUGUAGUAUUUGUUAAAAUAUGUAAUUUUAUGAGCUAUAUUGUAACAGCUGUAGUGUAUUGUUUGUAAUUCUAUAUUAUACAGAGAAAAUAUAUUGAGCCUUGCUAUUUGUUAGUGUGACCGUGCAGAUCAAAAUCUUAUUAUAAAUGUUGUUAAUGUUGUGAUGAAUAUAUCGCGAACUUAUGUUAAUAGUAAAAUAUGUUUACACACAA
Messenger RNA from Limulus polyphemus (Atlantic horseshoe crab), 2316 nucleotides. RefSeq names its product leucine-rich repeat, immunoglobulin-like domain and transmembrane domain-containing protein 2. The record is from RefSeq and is a predicted model, not a curated record. Gene Ontology annotation, molecular function: protein binding. The transcript has a single exon. Lineage: Eukaryota; Metazoa; Arthropoda; Merostomata; Xiphosura; Limulidae. Bases 103 to 1959 code for a protein of 618 amino acids.